This is a messenger RNA of Pelagomonas calceolata, 2417 nucleotides long. Lineage: Eukaryota; Pelagophyceae; Pelagomonadales; Pelagomonadaceae. The record is from the annotation of a GenBank genome assembly.
UUUUCGCUGCGGAGAUUAUCUUGCUAUGAACAUAUAUCUAAAGUAGGGCCAGCCUUGUAUCUAUAUGUGCCGCUGCGGUACGCGGUAACGCGGUAACGCGCUUUGAGAAAAUGUACAGAGGGCAGAGCGAGGGUGGAGGAAGUGUAGCUGAACAAGUAGACGAUCUUCGCGAGCGGAUGCGUUUACUCCAAGGUGCCUUUUUUGUUCGUUUCUUAUAACAACAAGCUUCUGCAGGAGACAGGCGCGCUAAUGUUGACAUCCUUGAAGCGAACAAGUCUGCUAACAACAAUGAAAUCAAACGUAAUCUCUUGCUUGUUGCCUGCUGUCCUUUCAUAAUAUAGAGCGCGACGCAGGUCUCCGGGAAGAAAACAAAGAGAUUCGAAUCAAACUCUCGAUUGUGCAGCGCAGUUGUAGUUCAGCCUGCGCUACGCAUGAUACCUUAGAAGGUGACUUAAUCAAAGUUCGAAAGCAUUUCGACACCCUGCGAGAACAAACUCUCCUGAAAUGUCAAACGCUGAAGAAGCUGAAAGACGGUGCGCGAGAUCUGGAACUUCAAUCAAAAAGUAACGCUCAAGAAGAUACCCCAGUCACAAGAAAUAUCAGGAUGCUUGAGAAUCGCCUAGACAAAGCGCUUAUAAAAUUCAAUGAGGCCCAGGUACUUUUUAUUCUAUUUGCAUUAGCAUCAACAUAUCAAUUUUGCAGUCAAUCAAAAGAACAUAUGAGCAAAUUGUAAAACGGCUGAGAGAAGAGCGCAUUGGUUUUGAUCACCAGCUGACCGCACUCGAACGCACAUUUGCUGCCAAGCAGCGUGAUUAUGAGGAGCUCUUGCUUCUCUCAGGGGAUGCAAAUCAUGCACGCGAAGUGGCACAAUCAGAACUCAGCCAUGUUCGUAAUGGGUAUGAGGAGGAGCGCCGUAGGCGUGACCUGGAGCUUCGCGAGCGCCACCAAAUGGUGCAGUUGAGAAAACAGACCCUUGGAACGUUCCAAAGACACGAGAGCGCGCGUCAGCAGAAUAUUUAUGACGAACAUGUCCCAAACGAUGGUCAGGGGCCAGUGGCUGUUGUCAAAAGCACAACAUUGCAGCGAUCAAAAGAGCGCACUGAACAGCGAACAAAAAUCGACAUUUUUGAGAGGGCCUUCCGAAAGAUCAAGGAAGCGACAGGUAACAGCUGCUGGGUGAUUGGAGAUAAAUCACAGGUGUAUAAUUUAGGUGUUUCUGACGUCAACGAAGUUAUACAGAAAAUCAUUGUUCAAGAAAGCACCACGGAAAAUCUCAUGAGCUUGACCAGAGACAAUCAACAGAAGAUCGAAGCUCUAAGUGAACAGAAGGUUGGCAUAAAAAUGCAUGUCGAGGAAGUAAAAUACUCAGGGCCAGGAGGGGGGCACCGACGCAAAUUGGUAGACAAACAUGAAGCACAACUUGCAUCAGCUGCUGCGAGACUUGAACGAUGCCGCAUUAAGCACGAGAGGCUCACUCGAAUGGUGAUUGCCGUCAAAGCGGGCGUAAAGCAUCUCCAAGAUAAGUUGGACGGAGUUCGAGAGGAGCUUGGUGGACGGCACAUCCAGUUGACAGAUGCAACCACUUUUCGAGUUAUGGCAGAAAACGAAAUCAUAAUGGCUGAACUCAUGGCGCGAAUUAGAGUAGCCACGGACAAUGAGUCAAACAUUACUAACGGCGCCGCAAGGAGCACAGAUGUGCACGAGAUUGACCUGCUUCGAGCACGUCCUUACAAUCAGCGCAUUGACUUGCCACUGCUUGAUGAAGAAUGGGAUCGUGACGGCCUACUCAAAGACAAUGAUGAUUUCAAGGGUGAGGUGGACGAUGAGCUUACGCGAGAAAAAGUCAAAAAAGCAUCGUCGCAAAUUCUGAUAGCGCAAGAUAAAAGAAAGCAAAAAAUGCACGACCAAGAUGCGAGUAAUUGAGCAGCCGGUCAUCUUUAGCGUCCAGCAACCCUUCGCUGAGUCUUUAACAAAAUCUCUUACUGGCAGACUGUAGAUGAAACACAAGUGCCCGUGCAAGCGUGAGUUCGAGUCCGCCGUUUUCUGCCGCGUAUAAGCCAUGCCACGCCGCCCCUAUGAUCGCUACGCUACGCGGUGCCUUUAAAUUUGGCGUAAGUUUAAGAGCUCGACUCGGAGUACCUAGGUGGCGGCCGAAAGUCGACUUGGCGGCCGCGGUCCGUCGGUGCGCCAGUGCUACUCUCACUCUCUACUUUACUCUCUCAUCCCAAGCCCUAGAGGCCUCCGACUGGUCACAGUAGCCACCCCGCAAAAAAUCCCAAGGCCCAAGGGGGCCAUCACCUCUAGCCACGCCGCCCACACUUAGAGCUGUCUACCACUGGCAUAGGGAGUUUAGAGAGAGAGCCACUUAUUGAACCCACCCCCAGGUAGUACGGACCCCGAACGAGUUUACGCUAGCC